AGUGCGCGGGCGGUCUCGGGCGCGCGGACACAGGUGCGGGCGGGCGGUCUCGGGCGCGCGGACACGGCCGCGGGCGGGCGGUCUCGGGCGCGCGGACACAGGUGCGGGCGGGCGGUCUCGGGCGCGCGGACACGGCCGCGGAGGUCGGUCUCGGGCGCGCGGACACAGGCGCGGGCGGGCGGUCUCGGGCGCGCGGACACAGGCGCGGGCGCGCGCACGGCUGCGUCACGCGGCGGCAGCGAUGGUGUUUGAGGCGUUGGUGGCCGACUUGCUGAAUCGCUUCCUGGGCGAUUAUGUGGAGAAUCUGGACAAGUCGCAGCUGAAGCUCGGCAUCUGGGGAGGAAAUGUGGUACUUGAUAAUCUGCAAAUCAAAGAAAAUGCUCUGAAUGAUUUUGAUGUACCUUUCAAAAUCAAGGCUGGACAAAUAGACAAACUUACUUUGAAGAUCCCAUGGAAGAAUCUGUACAGUGAGGCAGUGGUAGCCACAUUGGAUGGUUUACACCUUCUGGUUGUUCCAGAGGGAAGUAUUCAAUAUGAUGCAGAAAAGGAAGAGAAACAAUUGCAGGAAAAUAAGCAGAAAGAACUAUUGCGAAUUGAAGAAGCCUUGGAAAAAGCAGCAAGAAAAGGUGCUUCUUCAGGAGAAUUCUUGUUUUCCUUGGAAAGCUACGUUUAUAAGGAUAUCAAACCUGGACGCAAACAUAAAAAAUCCAAAAAGUAUUUUAAGAAAUCAGCAAAAGGACGUUCCAAAGGUAAACCAAAAGAAGAGAAAAAAGAUAGUUUUGGGGAAAAACUGGCAACACAGAUUAUUAAAAAUCUGCAAAUCAAAAUAACAAGCAUUCAUAUGAGAUAUGAAGAUGCUAUUACAGAUGCCUCAAGACCCAUGUCUGUUGGUAUUACAUUGGGGGAACUAAGUUUACAGACAGCAGAUGAAAAUUGGACACCAUGUAUACUGAGUGACACUGCAAAAAUCAUCUACAAGCUCGUCCGCUUAGAUUGCCUUUGUGCUUACUGGAAUGUGAACAGUAGGUUAUUUUACCAAGAAGCAAGAGAACAAAUCUUGGUGCAUCUGAAAGGGGGAAUAGCUUCAAGUUCCCAUGAACCCAAAAACUAUCACUAUAUUUUUAGACCAAUAUCGGCAUCUGCCAAACUUUGCAUCAAUCCUUCUGCUGAAGCUGAAUUGAAUUCACCCAAAAUAAAUCUGGACAUGGAAGUGCAGAGCAUUGACAUAGAGAUGACUAAGCCUCAGUAUCUAAGCAUUAUUGAUCUGUUGGAAUCUGUGAACUAUAUGGUCAGAAAUGUCCCUUAUAGAAAAUACAAGCCAAAUGUACCUCUUCAUACAAAUGCCAGUAAAUGGUGGAAGUAUGCGGUCACAGGAAUCUUGGAAGUUCAUCUCCGGAGAAAGUAUCGUAUGUGGUCCUGGGACCACAUCAAACGCCACAGGCAAAAUUUGAAGUCUUACAAAAUGGCUUAUAAGAACAAGCUGACACAGACUAAACCUUCUGAAGAAUUAUUGAAACAACUUCAGGACCUGGAGAAGUCUCUGGAUAUUUUCAACAUAACUUUAGCAAGACAACAGGCACAUGUUGAGGUGAUCAGAUCAGGCCACAAAAUGCUGGGCAAGAAGGGGAAAGAGAAGCAGAGCGGAGGCUGGUUCAGUGGUCUAUGGGGAAGAAAAGAACCCAAGAAGGGUGAAGAUGAAGAUAAGUCUGUACCAGAAAGUAUUAAUGAUCUGUUGACGACUGAAGAAAAGACUAAGCUGUACACUGCCAUCGGAUACAGUGAGAGUUCCCACAACCUGAUCUUGCCCAAAGAGUACGUUGCACAUGUAAUAAGCUUCAAGUUGGUCACUACCUCCAUCACCAUCCGAGAGGAACCAAAUGUACCAGAAAUAGUUAACGUGCAAAUUAUUGAUCUGAGUGCGAGUGUAUUCCAACGUCCUGGAGCCAAAGGUCUCAAAGUGGAGGCCAGACUGCAGCACUGGUAUGUUACAGGUUUGAAACAACAGGAUACAGUUCCAUCUCUCUUGGCUUCUCUUGGAGGUACAGACUCCUCUUUGCUCAAUGUCUGUUUUGAGAUUAAUCCAGAAGGAAGCAAUGCAGAUCAGCUAUUAAGUGUCCAGUCUCAACCUGUGGAGCUUAUUUAUGAUGCCCAAACAAUAAACAGUUUGGUUGAGUUUUUUCAGACCAACAGAGGGCUUGAUCUUGAACAGCUAACUUCAGCUACUUUGCUGAAGUUGGAAAAAUUCAAAGAAAAGACUGCAACAGGCCUGUCAUACAUUAUUGAAACUCGCAAAACCUUUGAUAUCCAAAUCAAUUUGAAGCCGUCCUAUCUUGUGGUUCCCCAAACGGGUUUCUACAAUCCAAGUUCAAGCCUGUUGAUUGUGGACUUUGGAAGUUUACAGUUAAACAGCAUUGACCACGCUGAUCAGAAAGCAGAGCCUUCACCUUUAUCCUUGGAGGAAAUCCUGAAACGCGCCUACGAAAAGUUUGAUGUGGAGCUCAGAAGUGUUCAACUUUUGUUCAGUAAACCAGGUCAAGAUUGGAAGUCUGCUCGCAAACAAAACUCUUCCUCUCAGCAUAUACUGCAACCUUUGGAUGUCAAGGUGCAGCUUUCUAGAGCCAUUGUGGAGAAAGAUAGUAGGAUACCCAAGUUUAAAGUCUCAGGUGAACUCCCUUUGCUCCAUGUCAAAAUAACUGAUGAAAAAUUGAGAAGUGUUUGUCAACUCGCUGACAGUAUUCCCCUUCCUCCGAGUUUGUCAUCGUCCAGCUCACCUGUCAGGUCAAAGAUGUUACGUGUGAAACCAGAAGGAAUGUUUGACCCUGGUCUGGUAGCUAUUGGUUCAUCGGCGUCAUUGGAAGAUUCAAGUUCACUCGAAUCUGAAGAAGAGUUCUGUGAUGCAAAGGAAGACGCUGACCUGCCAGGUAAAGCUGCAGUGGCGGCUGGUGACGCAGUGCCUUCUGAAGUUCAGAAAGAAGAUAACGAAACUCCAAGUGAGGAGCUCACAGACCUCCAGCUGAAGUUUGAAGUUAGGGAGGUUGUUGUUGAACUUGCAAGGCAAGACAGCCAGGAGAACCCCUUGCUUGUUUUCAGUGUGUCUCAGUUGGGUACUGAAGUGAACAUCAGAACAUUUGACUUAACAUCUACAUCAUAUCUGAAAAAAAUCAAUUUUGAUUAUUGUGAAGUUCCUGGUGACCGAAAUCAGAAGCUUCAUUUGAUCAGUUGUGCAGAUACAGCAGGUUCUGAUCUCCUGAAGGUGGAAUACAUUAAGGUUGAUAAACAUAGUCCAUAUUUUAAGAUGAAUCACGACGCCACGGAACAGGUGCUUAAGGUCACAGUUUCUUCACUUAAUUUUCUGUUGCAUGCAAAAGCCUUGCUUUCAACCAUCAAUUUCCUGACAACAGUUAUCCCAUCAGGGGACAUGGCAUCUACUGAUAAGGACCAUGAAACAAAGAUACAGAAUCAGGGGCAGGAUAAAGGAGGUGCUGCCAAAACAGUUUUGAAAAGCUCAAAGGAACUGGAUUUCAAGAUGUUUGCCAUGAUGGAUGCAUUUAAUGUAGCUUUGUGUGAUGAGAAGCACAAUAUUGCUGACAUUAGCGUACAAGGUUUGGAUGCAUCCAUUUUAGUGCAGUCAAAGCAGACACAAUUCUUUGCCAGACUUCGAGAUAUUGUUGUUACAGAUGUUGAUUCAAAGACACUACAUAAAAAGGCUGUUUCCAUUGUUGGAAAUGAAGUGUUCAGCUUCAAUGUAACGCUGUAUCCAAAUGCUAUUGAUGAUGAGAACUAUGCUGAUAUGUCGAAAGUGGAUGGAAAAAUCACUUUAAGAGUUGGCUGUAUUCAGAUUAUAUAUCUGCAAAAGUUCCUCAUGUCACUGCUGAACUUCUUUGACAACUUCCAAGCAGCAAAGGAAGCAUUAAGUGCAGCCACAGCACAAGCAGCAGAAAAAGCAGCCUCCAGUGUGAAGGAUUUUGCCCAGAAGAGUUUUCGACUGGCAAUGGACAUUAAUUUGAAAGCCCCAGUUAUCAUAAUUCCUGAAUCCUCCAUCUCUAUGAAUGCCUUGGUGGCAGAUUUGGGAUUGAUUACUGUUCAGAAUAGAUUCACUCUGAUCCCGGGCAAAGAGUUCUCUGUACCACCCGUCUUGGAUGUCAUGGAUGUAAACCUAACACAGCUGAAACUUUCAAGGACCAUGUUGCAGACCAGUCCGUCCCAGGUUGACAUUGAAAUAUUGCAGCCCAUCAACUUGCAGCUUAUAGUGCAAAGGAAUUUGGCAGCAGACUGGUAUCAUGACAUCCCGAGCAUGGAAAUCAAAGGAGACUUGAAAACUGUUAAUGUUGUCCUCAGUGAGGAAGACCUGACUGUUCUGAUGAAGGUCAUUGAGCAGAACCUCGGUGAAGGCAGCAAAACAAGUUCAACAAAAGCACUGAAGGAUGAAGGAAAAAGAAAAAGUAAAGAUCCCAUUGAAGCAGCUAAAUUGGGGAAAGUCGUGGCAAGUGGCAGCUCAGCAGCAGAUCAGCUUAUGGAAAUAAUGAAAGGAGGUGUGCCAAAUGAUGUUAUCAAUGUUCAGCUGAACUUCGAAAUCAAAGAGGUGACAGUAGAAUUAACAAAAAAAAUUAACGCGCAACAAAAUCCAUUUCUCGUGUUUCAUGUGGUUCAAUUGGGAACUGAAACAAAAAUGAGAAACUAUGAUUUGAGUGCCACAGCGUACUUGAAGAAAAUUGGUUUGAACUGCUGUGAAUUUCCAGAUUCAAAUAACAAACCACUUAAGUUGAUCAGUUCUUCAGACAAACCUGGAGCAGAUCUUCUCAAAGUGCAGUAUAUCAAGGCAGAUAGAAAUGGGCCACACUUCAAAAGUACUUUUGACAGUACUGAGCAAAAGAUGACAAUUGCUUUCUCUUCUCUUGACCUGAUCCUACAUUCACAAGCCUUGCUUUCAACUGUGAACUUCAUGGCAGCUGUGUUCCCAUCAAAAAAUGUUGAAAAAGAUCAUGAAGCAAAGAUAAGCACAGAAGGUCAUGUGAAGGAGACUUUGACAAAAGCAGUGCCAACAGAUGCAACAUUUGAUAUAUUUGACUUGAAAUUUUCUGCUGAGCUGGGGGCAUUGAACAUAAUUGUCUGUGAUGACAAGUCCAACAUUGCUGAUGUCAAAAUACAAGGUAUGGAUGCAUCUGUAACCAUGCAGUCAAAACGGACAGAAGUUUUUGCCCGACUGAAAGAUGUUAUUUUAACAGAUGUUGGCCCAAGGACCCUUCAUAAAAAGGUUAUAUCUAUCAUUGGAGAUGAAGUUUUCAGCUUCAAGAUGGUUUUGUGGAGGAAUGCCACAGAAGGAGAGGCCUAUCUCGAUAUGUCGAAUGUAGAUGGGGAAGUCGCUUUGCAACUGGGCUGCAUCCAGUUGGUGUACCUGCACAAAUUCUUUAAAUCACUGAUGAACUUCUUUGACACCUUCCAAGCAGCGGAGGUUGCAUUAAGUGCAGCUACAGUGCAAGCUGCAGAAAAAGCAGCCUCCAGUGUGAAGGAUUUUGCUCAGAAGAGUUUCCGACUGGCAAUGGAUAUCAAUUUGAAAGCCCCAGUUAUCAUCAUUCCCGAGUCCUCCGUUUCUGUCAACGCUGUGGUGGCAGAUUUGGGUUUGAUAACAGUACGGAAUAAAUUCACCAUGAUUUCUGCAGAAGAGUGCACACUGCCUCCUGUGGUGGACAUCAUGGAGAUUCAGCUAACUCAGCUGAAGCUCUCAAGAACUAUUCUCCAGAAAGAUUCGAUACAGCCUGAUUUUCAGAUCUUGCAGCCAGUGAACUUGCUCCUGACAAUAAAACGAAACUUAGCUGUAGCAUGGUAUCACCAAAUCCCUGGCAUAGAAAUUAAUGGAGACCUAAAAACUCUGAGCGUUACAGUUAGCCAGGAUGAUUUGAGACUCCUCCUGAAGAUCCUGCUAGAAAACCUCGGUGAGGUCGCAGAUGACCAGAGUGCUGCAAGAGAAAACUUGAACAAAAUACCAGAAAAAAAAAUUGUCUCUCCAACCAAUCUGUGUGAAGCCAGCCCACAAGGGAAUGUAGAUGAUAUGCACUGUGUGGAAUCAAAGGAUAAACCUGAGCCAUUUGAGACAUUGAAGUUUGACUUCAAAUUUGAAGCCCUAUCGAUUGUGUUGUACACCAAAGAUCUCAAACAGGCAACUGGAUUGGUGGAACGCCUGGAAAGUUCACGACUGGGCGAGUUCAGGCUGCAUCUCACCACUGCCUCAGGAAGGAUGAUCUCAGAUGGGUCCUUGAUGUUUGAUAUGAAGCUCACAACAUGUACACUGGAUGAUCUGAGACAGGGGAUUGAGAAGGUUACACAGAGAAUGAUUGAAAAAAAGCAAGGUUCUGAGGAAAAUGUUAUGAUCGAGUUGCAAUACAGUCAGCUGGAGAAUGAGACCUCGAUUGUCACUGUACUGGAACAUUUGUAUAUCUGUGCCAGUGUGGAGUUCCUGCUGGAUGUAGCAGAUUUCUUCAUCAAAGCUAUUCCUGAAAAAACAGCAGAUAAAUCUAUCCAGUUAUAUCCAAAGCAGAGUGGAAAGGUUUCUUCCAGCAGUGCUGUGGAUGCUCCAAAACAAAGGAUCAACAUGAAAGCAAUGGUGAUGAAUCCUGAAGUUGUGUUUGUGGCGAAUCUAUCAAAGGCUGAUGCCCCUGCACUUGUUGCUUCUUUCCUGUGUGACUUCUCGCUAAUCCGUGAAAAACAGUCUCAAAGAAUGAUUGCAUUGGUCAGUGACCUUAAGGUUCUGGCAUGUCCGUUCCUUCAGGAGAAGAGAGGGACAAACAUAACUACGGUGUUGCAGCCUUGUGCCUUGGCCUUGCAGUUCUGUGAGCCCACUGCUGGGCCACAAAACAUCAGUCUUAAAAUAGGAGAGAUAAACUUGAAGGUAUCGCCAAUCAUUCUGAACACUGUUAUGACAAUCAUGUCUGUGAUAGCACCUAAAGUGAACGAGGUAGAAAUGCUUCAACCAGUGGACACAGUAACUGACCUCUGGGCCGUGAAGGAUGUGCUCAAUUGCAAUUAUUGGUUCUUGGGGGUUGACAAUGCCCAUGAAGCCACAGAGACUUAUUCAGAAGAAAAUUACCAAAGGACUGGGGAGUCCUUCAAGAUAGAUGUUUCAUUAAUAACAGUAACGCUUGAAUGUGGGCUGGGCCAUUGCACCAUUCCCUUACUUCUGACCGAGUCAACGUUUUCUGGAAGGAUUGAAAACUGGACAUCACUCAUCAGUGUUGAUUCAAACAUGACUCUUGAGAUCCUUUAUUAUAAUGAACUGAAUGCGGUGUGGGAGCCCCUCCUGGAGCAUGUAGUUCCAGGAGAGAAAAGGUGGAGUCUGACACUUCAGAUGAAAACCAACAUGAGAUCGGACAAAGCUCUCGUUCCGGGCGAUGAUUUCCUUCUAAUUCCUGAUCCACAGACUGCCAUUACUAUUUCUUCCAAGGACAUAAUGAAUAUCACAGUAUCCAAGUGCAGCCUGAAUGUCAUGAAUAUCUUAGCCAAGGCAUUUUCAGCAGGAACAGCUUCAACGUUUGAUUACUUACUGAAGGACCAAGUUCCAUACACCUUAAAGAACGCCCUUGGAAUUGCUUUGGAUGUGCAUCACUCCACAAACCUACGUGUUGUUGGUUCCUCCACGGAUCAGAGGCUUCAUCGGCUGGGUGUAGGUCAGAUACUGGAACUUGAUUAUUCCUCUGUGCGUCACAAAGAUAAAGGAAAGCUUUCUGUGUUGCAAAGGCAAGAAAGUAACCUCUUUACUUUAACAGUAGUGCCCUGUAAUUAUACAGAAGUAGCAAAUAUCCCAAUUGCAAAGCCCGGACGACGUUUGUACAAUGUGCUUUGCCCUGACAGUGAACAUUCAGUAUCGCUUGUAGUCCAGAUAGAUGUCGUGGAAGGUGAUAAAAGAAUUAUCAUCCGAUCCCCUCUCCAGAUCAAGAACCACUUCUCCAUUUCCUUUGUGGUCUACAAAUUUGACCCAGAUGGGCAGUUACUGGAGCCUAUUGGUGUGGCCAAUCCUGAAGAGGAGUUCCACGUGCCUUUAGAUUCUUACAGAGACCACUUAUUUUUAAAACCAUCUGGAGAGCUGGAGAAUAAAUUCAAAGCAUCGACAACAUAUAUUACAUGGAAGGAAGAACUUCACAGGAGCACAGAAAUCCAAUGCAGACUGCAAUGUCCUGCAACCGACAUGGGCUACUUACCACUCAUAAUAAACACCAUUGCUAUUCCAGAUGAGCUGAACUUCAUCGGUAACCAUGGUGAAGAUGAGUGGGAUCCAGCCUAUAUCAUCCAUCUCCACCCCACAGUUACCAUUAGGAAUCUUCUGCCAUACCGUCUCAGUUACAUGUUAGAGGCGACUGAAGGAGCUUAUGAACUAGCGGAAGGAUGCUCAGCAGAUAUACUGCGCUGCAGAAUCAGAGGGGAAAUCAUGGAACUGGGUCUCAUUAAAUAUCAAGGCAGGAACUGGAAUGGCCGUAUGAAAAUUGAAGAAUGUCUGCCUGAAUUUUUCCCAGUGUGCUUCACUGAUGAAACUGGCAUGAGCAUUGAUUUGCUGAUCCAUGUUGGGAAAGUUAGUGGCCUUCUGGUUUUGUCAGUUUACAGCCCAUACUGGAUCAUUAAUAAAACCUCAAGAGUCCUGCAGUAUCAGGCAGAAGAUAUACAUGUCAAGCAUCCUGCUGACUUCUGUGAUGUCAUCCUAUUUUCCUUCAAACGAAAAAAUAUUUUCAGCAAAAAUAAGAUUCAGCUCUGCAUAUCUACCAGCGGCUGGUCUAACAGUUUUUCACUAGACACUGUGGGAAGUUAUGGAUGUGUCAAGUGUCCUGCAAAGAAUAAAGACUAUCUGAUCGGAGUAGCCAUUAAAAUGAGCAGUUUCAACAUGACAAAAGUUGUUACCUUAACUCCAUUCUACACAUUGGUCAAUAAAUCUUCAUAUGAGCUGGAGGUUGGAGAAGAUCAGUCUUGUGCCUUGUCGGAAGGUGGGAAAUGGAUUUACAUUUCAGCAGCAGAGUGUCUUCCUUUCUGGCCUGAAACCUCAUCAAACAAGCUUUGUGUCAGAGUAGUUGGGUCUGAACGGUCAUCAAAAUCGAUCUUCUACAACAAGCAAGACAAUGGCACGUUGCUGAGGCUUGACUAUGUGUGUGGUGGUGUUAUAGUGGAUGUGAAUGUUGCAGAACAUGCCACGGUGAUCACUUUCACAGACUACCAUGAAGGCUCUGCACCUGCUCUCAUCAUUAAUCACACUACAGCACUGAAGUUUCGCUUCAAGCAAAGUGAAGUACAGGAAGAGAUGAUACUUAAUCCAGGAGAAGCUCGGUUGUUUGCAUGGAGCGACCCUACGGGCAUCAGGAAACUUAACUGGGGCUGUGCAUGGAAAACAGGCGAACUUGACCUGUUAAAGGACCAGUUUGGACAGUUUCCUUGGAAUCAGAAUAAUCAGGUUCAUUGGGUGUCCUUCCUCGAUGGGCGACAGCGCGUGUUGCUGUUUACUGAAGAUGUGGCCAUUGUUUCUAAAGCACAGCAGGCUGAGGACUUGAAACAGUUUGAAAAGGGAAUUACAGUCUCUCUUCAUAGCCUUGGCUUAUCGCUUGUUAACAACGAAAGCAAACAGGAAAUUGCUUACAUAGGAAUUACCAGUUCUGGUGUUGUCUGGGAAAUGAAACGCAAGCAACGCUGGAAGCCAUUUAGUCAAAAGCACAUCAAUCUCUUGGAGGGGGCCUAUCAAAAACAUCUGACUACAAAGACCCGGGAGCACUGGAUAAAGUUGGACAGUAACUUGGAGGCUAAUUUUCACAGGAUGGAAACACGAUUGCCUCAGCAAAUGAGCAUCAGGCGAAACUUCAUAUCAGGAAUUCAUGUUGAAUAUAAACAGUCCACUCAUCAUAGGAGCUUACGCGCCCAAUUAUACUGGCUGCAGGUUGACAAUCAGCUUGCUGGAGCAAUAUUUCCAAUUGCAUUCUACCCCGUUCUCCCUCCCAAGUCCAUUGCAUUGGAUUCAGAACCAAAACCGUUUAUUGACAUAAGUAUCAUCACAAGAUUUAAUGAACACAGUCAAGUGACACAGUUCAAGUACUUCAUGGUAUUGAUUCAGGAAAUGGCUGUGAAAAUCGAUCAGGGGUUUCUCAGCGCAGUUAUUGCAUUGUUUACUCCAGCCUCCGAUCUUCUUGCAGGGACACAGAAGACCAGUUUGGUAGACCAAGAUUUGGAAUCAAUAAAGGCAGAAUUGAUGGAAACAUCAAUGACUGACGCCUCGAGCUUGAGUUUCUUUGAAUAUUUCCACAUCUCACCAGUCAAGUUGCAUCUAAGUUUGUCUUUGGAUUCGGGGGGAGAGGAGUCCAGUAAAGAAAAGCAGGAGUCAGCACAUCUCCAGUCUAUCCACAUUUUGCUCAAAAGCAUUGGAGCUACGUUAACAGAUGUCGAUGACCUCAUCUUUAAGCUUGCAUUCUUUGAAAUUAAAUGUCAGUUCUACAAGAGAGAUCAGUUGAUGUUUGCUGCAGGUAGACAUUAUGGUGAACAAUUUCUUAAACAAAUGUACGUGCUUGUUUUGGGGUUGGACGUUCUUGGAAACCCAUUUGGUCUUAUCAGAGAACUUUCUGAAGGAGUAGAAGCAUUCUUCUACGAACCUUUCCAGGGUGCGGUUCAGGGACCAGAAGAAUUUGCCGAGGGAUUUGUGAUAGGAGUGAAGAGUUUGCUUGGGCACACAGUUGGUGGUGCAGCUGGUGUGGUAUCGAGAAUCACGGGCUCUGUUGGGAAAGGUUUGGCUGCUAUCACAAUGGAUAAAGAGUAUCAGCAGAAGCGUAGGGAAGAAAUGAACCGCCAACCCAAGGACUUUGGGGACAGUUUGGCCAAAGGAGGAAAAGGCCUUUUACGGGGUGUAGUGGGAGGAUUUACAGGAAUAGUUACAAAGCCAGUGGAAGGCGCCAAGAAAGAAGGUGCAGCUGGUUUCUUUAAAGGAGUUGGCAAAGGUCUAGUCGGAGUUGUUGCACGGCCCACCGGUGGGAUCAUUGACAUGGCAAGCAGCACUUUCCAGGGAAUUAAGAAGGUGGCAGAAUCAACCGAAGAUGUAAGUAAACUCCGCCCCCCUCGAUUUAUUCGUGAAGAUGGGAUUAUCAGGCCUUACAAUCGAAGAGAAUCUGAGGGAUCUCACCUAUUUGAGAGGUUGGAGAUUCAGAAGUUUAAAGGAGAGAGCUAUCGUUUUCAUUGUCUUGUGUAUGGAAAGAAAAGAACUAAUCUGCUCAUCACAAACAGGAGAGUGAUCUACAUAUCUGAUGAAAUUCUAUGCCAUCUUGGUAGUGAUUGGAAUUACUCAUUUGAUGAAUUUAUUCGACCACCAGUUUUGGAAGGGAAUGUGCUGAGCUUGUACAUCAAGGAUCAAGCACUAAUUGGUUUUACAAGCGCAAGAAGCGAGAUUGAAGGUUCAGUGAAAAAAGUGGCUCUCCAGGAUGAGGACAUGGCGAAGAGGACGAUUGAUGCACUCGAAGAAGCUCGGAUAGCAAGACAGCAGCAACGUCUGGUGAAACAAAAAUCCCUCAGGUUUUCUAAACCUUGACUUUUUCUGCACUGCCUCAGUGUUGCACUGUUGAUAUCUAGUUCUUUUCUAUGACACUUUCAUUUGCACUGCAAUUAUAUUUUCUUACGCUAAUGAAAUGCAAAUUCUCAGAAGUAUGAAUACUGUGUUAUGAAGUGCACAUGCACAGAGAGAUGGGUUGGUAUCAAAAUCAAUAUAUAUCGUGCAUCUGUAUUUUGUUGAUUUCAGUUAAUAAUUUUUAUGCUAAUUUUGCACUAUCAGAAUUGUUCCAUAUACUUGCUAGAAUUGAAUUUGAAUAAUAAGUUGCAAAUAAAAUAAACCAGAGUACUUGGA
Molecule: messenger RNA, 11848 nt
Organism: Pristis pectinata (smalltooth sawfish)
Lineage: Eukaryota; Metazoa; Chordata; Chondrichthyes; Rhinopristiformes; Pristidae
Gene: vps13c
Product: vacuolar protein sorting 13 homolog C
Exons: 85
Coding region: 242-11536 (3764 amino acids)
Biological process (GO): protein targeting to vacuole; mitochondrion organization; protein retention in Golgi apparatus
Cellular component (GO): extrinsic component of membrane
Source: RefSeq, a predicted model, not a curated record